UCGGUUCACGAGUACACGAGUUGCAUCCUGCAGGAUGGACAAAAGAAUGAAUCCGGUUUCAAUCAAACGCGUUUUAAUCAGUGAAAGUGUGGAUCCGUGCUGCAAAAGGAUCCUGCAGGAGAACGACAUUCAGGUGACUGAGAGACACAAUCUGAGCAAUGAUGAACUGAUUACACAGAUGAAGGAUUUUGAUGGUCUCGUCGUCCGAUCAGCCACUAAGGUGAAUGCUGACAUCAUCAACGCGGCGGGCAGCAGCCUGAAGCUGAUUGGUCGAGCUGGAACGGGCGUGGAUAACGUGGAUGUCAAUGCGGCUACCAAGAAGGGCAUAAUUGUCAUGAACACUCCAAGUGGCAACACCAUCAGUGCUGCUGAACUGACCUGUGCUCUGAUAAUAAGUUUAUCAAGACACGUCCCACAAGCUGUCAUGUCAAUGAAGGCAGGAAACUGGGAUCGUAAAAAGUUCAUGGGUGCAGAGUUGUUUGGCAAAACCCUUGGAAUAGUUGGACUUGGAAGAAUUGGAAAAGAAGUGGCAACGAGGAUGCAAUCUUUUGGCAUGAAGACCAUUGGGUAUGACCCGAUCACUCCUCCCGAGGUGGCGAAGAGCUGGGGUGUGGAGCCCAUGUCUCUGGAGGAACUCUGGCCCCAGUGUGAUUAUAUUACUGUGCACACCCCCCUCAUGCCCUCCACUACAGGUUUACUGAAUGAUGCCACUUUUGCUAAGUGUAAGAAAGGCGUGAAGGUGGUGAAUUGUGCCCGUGGAGGCAUCAUUGACGAGGCUGCUUUAUUAAGAGCGCUGGAAUCCGGUCAGUGUGGAGGAGCAGGUCUGGAUGUGUUCGUGGAGGAACCACCCACAGACCGGGCUCUAGUAAAUCACCCCAACGUGAUCAGCUGCCCUCAUCUAGGAGCCAGCACAAAAGAAGCCCAGGCUCGGUGUGGUCAGGACAUCGCACUGCAGAUUGUGGACAUGGUCAAAGGAAAAGCAUUAGUGGGAGCUGUAAAUGCACAGGUUUUGUCCAGCAGCUUUUCCCCCGAGUCGCAGGACUGGAUGAAGCUGGGUGAAGCCAUGGGCCGUGUGCUGAGGGCCUGCAUCUCCUCGACGUCAACUCUCGAUCACAUCUCUGUCACCACUCAAGGAGAGUGCUUAAAGAAAUCAGUGGGGUUCCUGAGCUCAGCAGCUGUGGUUGGAUUAAUGUCUGGAGGUACUGAGAAUGGCAUUAACCUGGUCAAUGCACUUCCUCUAGCUGAAGAGACUGGAAUCAUAAUAAAACGAGCUCACAGUGAUGUGAGUGAAGCUGGUGCAGCGUGUGUGGUGGAGGUCACUGUGAACGGCAGCGUUUAUAAAGCCACCGGUACAUUGCAGGCUGCAGCUCCCGUCCUCUUGGAGCUCAAUAGCUGUAAGUUCAGGCAGCCAGUUCCUCUUACUGGAAACCUGCUGUUCUUCAGAGCUGCUGCUUCACCUCAGCUUCUGUCCACAGUCACUGGUGUUCUGGCAGCAGCAGGGGCUGAGAUGGAUCAUUUAAGUGCCUCCGCUGUGUCUGAUGGUGAUCAGUGGUUUUGUGUGGGGCUUUCGUCUCCGGUGGAAGAUCUCAGCUCUCUGAUGGCUGUAGUGAAAGAGGCAGCACAGCUGACCGUAUGAAUUCCUGCCAACUUUAUGUUGGUGGCACUUACAAAGCAUUUCAUUGUCUAACAUGACUGAAUAGCUGAAUACUUGUUUGUUUUUGCCUUUUUAAGGUUUUUCCAUCCUGCACUUAUUAAAGAAAUAAUUUGGCCCAUGUUUCCAAACGUGACACUUUUUUUUUUACAAUAAGCAAAACCUAACACCCCAGUAUUGUCUGCUGUCUUAAGUCUGUUUGCUUUUUUAGCCUCAGAGCCCUGAGCCUAUAGAUAAAUGAAGCAGCUGCCAACUUGGUGUGAAACAAGUAUCGGCUUGUUGAGUGCAUCUGUAGUGAGCAGAACACUCAGUUAAAUUUAAACCCUUUGUGAAAUAUUCCUUUAAAGAGCAGGUGGAGCCUUUAAACUACUCAUUUGUGGGACUAAAAAUGACCAAAUUCAAUUCAAUUGUCUACAUAUUUGAAUUUGCUUUGUGAAGCCUAACAAAGCACAGUUAAGCACUAGCUAGCUUUGGUCUGUAAAGGCUAUUGGACUAACGGCUAUCACUGUGGUGAUUUAUUACCGAUACAAUAACAUGUUUUCUAACAUAAAAAGAUUUAACGUUACACUGUAUGGAAAGUUCUUUUGUAUGUUAGACAUGUGGACUGUAAUAAAAAACUAUAGAAAUAAAAAAAAGAAGCUGUGCGCUCAAGGUGUGCUAAUUGUAAACAUAAACUUGAUUAUAUUUUCCUGGAUGAGUUUUUUUUUUCUGUUUUAUUUAUGCAUUUUCUCCCAUUUUUCUCCUGAUUUAGCGUAGUCAAUUUGUCUUCCGCUGCUAGGGAUCCCCGAUUGCAUUCGAGGAGGGUAUAUUUCCUGCUCAUGCCUCCUCUGACCCGUGCACAGACCUUAGCGAACCCUUUUUUUUCACCCAUGCACUCUGCACAGGUGCCUGCUAAUCUGCUAAUCAGGGUCCUUGCACAGCGUUAGAAGACCCCACCCACAUAGUCCAGUCAUCCCGCCCUAGCCCAUUAUUGUCUGCUGUAGGCACUGCCAAUUAUACCAGGGUGUUCAGAAUCUCAGCGCUGGUGUGCUUGCGAAAUAUCCCACUUAGGCACUGGCUUUUAUGUUCUUUAAUAACUGACAUGAAG
Messenger RNA from Trichomycterus rosablanca, 2738 nucleotides. It is a transcript of the gene phgdh, whose product is annotated as phosphoglycerate dehydrogenase. The transcript is spliced from 12 exons. Gene Ontology annotation, biological process: L-serine biosynthetic process. Gene Ontology annotation, molecular function: NAD binding; phosphoglycerate dehydrogenase activity. The record is from RefSeq and is a predicted model, not a curated record. NCBI's taxonomy places the organism in Eukaryota, Metazoa, Chordata, Actinopteri, Siluriformes, Trichomycteridae. The coding region runs from base 35 to 1636 and encodes 533 amino acids.